AUGGAGUCUCCGAAGGGAAAAGAUUUUCAACAGCAUUCUUACACUGUUGAUGGGUUUAUUCAAGUUCUCCAGGUGUGGACGUACUAUGCUCUGCCAGAAUUUGGUGCGAGUUAUGGGAACCCCAUACCAAACAGACCGUCUCCGCUGUUGCUGGCUUACAAGGGUGGCAAAGGACACAAAGGUUUUAAAGAGGCCAUCAUCAUACAUAUUACCGUGAUCAACUUUGUUCCAAAGGACAUUGGUGAAUGUUUACGCGAUGGGACUUUGAUAUGGAAGUGGACCAUGCAUUGCUGGAAAGUCACCGGUACUAAGCCGAGUGUGAAGAAGGAAGUGAGUGCAGCGGAGACAGAGAGUGGUGUGAAGGAAGAAAGUGGAAGACCUCAGAAGAAAGCUCUUAAAGAGAAGAUGACCAAAGAGGAUAUUGAAAAAAGCUUCAGGGACAUAGCUGAUGUCAUGAGGGAUGGGUUUGAGAUGUUUCUGAAAGAGAUCAAGUCGCUGGGGGAUAUGAUGGAAGCUGUGGAGAAGAAGGUGGGAAUCACCAAAAAAGGGACUGCAUCUAAUGAUUUUCAAAUCACAGCUUCAAGUCCGCCUAAACCCGGGGUUAGUACCAAAACCUCUCCCAAAAUCACAAAGAGUAGAAUCACUAGUGAAAGUGUGAAUGGAGCGAAAGCAGGACAAAAUGAUGCCCAAGAACCGAGUUCCUCGAAAGAGCUGAGGCUUGUGAUAGCAAAGGAGCCCGAGGUGAAACCUUACGAACAGAGUGGUGAACCUAGCGUUCUUGUAUUGGGCAAAGGAGCACCCACUGUUUCAGAUUUACAGCAGGGGGAAGCUAGAAGGCAGACAAAGAAGGCUAAGGCUAUGGAAUUUGUCCGUGAAAAGAGUGAGCGAGAAAGGAAACUUGCUGCCUCACAACAAUCUCCUUUUAAGGGAAACAACACUGCCAAACUGAUCAUUCCAAACAAAAGGGUUGGCCAAGGCUAUGAUCCUUUUGCACCCUUUGACAAGAAGAUGUCGAAGGUGCUCACUGACUGGCUGAAACUUGAUCUGUAA
Brassica napus (rape) is the source of this 1050-nucleotide messenger RNA. RefSeq lists its product as uncharacterized. The record is from RefSeq and is a predicted model, not a curated record. Lineage: Eukaryota; Viridiplantae; Streptophyta; Magnoliopsida; Brassicales; Brassicaceae. The transcript is spliced from 5 exons. The coding region runs from base 1 to 1050 and encodes 349 amino acids.